CCCAUACAUUCAUUUUUGCAGUAUCACUACUCAAUCGUUUAUAUAUUUUACCAAUCCAUUGCGACCUGCUGGUACGGGCCACAAAACGAAUUUCGAUAUUACUCUCUUCCACUCUCCAAGCUUAGUAGCAAAGUACCAUGCUUUUAUUCCAAAUCUUCAUCUGGUCUUGGAUGAUCAUCCUGCGCGAUGGGGUGACUGCACUCCCAGCUGCGGUAUCACUUACUAAGCACAACAUUGACUCCGCUGGCCUCGGGACCACUAUUGACCAUAUCAACCGAAGAGAAAAUAUCAUUCAGCAUCUUAGCAACAUUCUAGAACGGACUCCACCGAAGAAAGACACGGGUAGCGGCCGGAAUAGUCCUACUCAAGAUUCUCCCAAACAGGACAAGGGCAAAGGCAAAGCGGAUCCCCAGACACCAGCAAGCCCCAAAGGCAAAGGGAAAAUUGACACUAUUUACAAACUAGGGGAGUGCGGAAAAGAGGUGGAAGGGACACUGAUAAAGAACGUAGACAAGUCUGGCAACACGCCCGCAAGGAAAAUAAAGACGCCCAAACAGCCAACAACACCCAAGCCACCAAAGUCCUAUGACGACGGUGAAGAUGGCGACGGAUUGGAUAAGGCCCCAUUGGAUCGGGCAUCGGGGACGAAAAAGAUGCAGAUGUGUAAAAAUAAGGUCGAUUUGCCAUUCCCCACAUACCCUAGCAGCGGCGAUGUUAUAGAGAAGGUCGACAAAUGGAAAGGUUUGCUCAAUGCGUACAACGUUGCACUAGAGGAUCCUUGCGACAACGAUUACGACUUCAAGAAACUACCAUUUCCUAGCACAAAGGUUGAUGGCGUAUACACUCCAAUCAAAGACUCCAAGAAUAGAAAAGAGUAUAGCAAAGAUAUUUGGCAAACAGAACACGUUAUGGAUGCUCAGAUUCUGAAGAGAUUCUUCCAGGAGCAGUUCGAAGGUGUUGACAAGCCGAAAGUAGAGAAAGCGAAGAUUGACAGGUCCGAGAUACCAAAAGAGUGGAUAUCAAGCAUCAAAGGAAAAGCCGCAAAGCAGGACCAAUGCGAUUAUCUCGAGCAGUUCUGGAAUAAGAGGUGGGGUGGAAUAGGCAAUCCGGAUCCUAGAGGCAACGCUAUGAAAUACCUACUCUCUGAAUUCCCUGGCGAAACCAAAUAUUUGAAGGAAAUGCUGCUCCUACCAGGCCGGCUUAAUAACAAAAAGAGCCAACUAUUUGGCAUCAAGGGUCACAAUGUGAUUGCGUUGAGAAAGUUCACCAGCAUGCCUCUUCAUCAGAAGAUUGAUGAGCUUAGAGAAGUUGUACUGCUGAUUGCUUACUUGAAUGAACCAGAAUUCAGAAAGCAUUGGAAAGCCGUUGCCUUACGACUUCGGGAUCGGCUAGAAGAGAUCGAAGCUAGUGGAAGUAACGGAUACAUGCGAAAAACUGACGACUAUUGGUUUAAGCAAAAGGCAGACAGUACCUUGAAAGAUGGCACCAAUGAGAGGUACGAGCCUGUUGGACUAGCCAAGAAAUGGGUGCUAUUCAUCAACAACUUUGUUGAUGACCGUACUACACGGAUGCAAAGUCUGCUAGUGAAGCUUCACUGGGAGCUUGAAACAGAGUGGCAAGACGCAAAGACAUACGUAGAUCUUCCGAAAGAUGAAGGUUCUAAACUUGGAACCAGAAUGGCAGUACUGGCAAAGCAUAUCCAAGACAAGGUCGACAUCAAAAAAUUGAGGAUCGACUCGACUUCGACACCUAGUACCCCAGUCCCUGGAACCCCAGACAUAAGCGAUGACGAGGACAGCUCAGACGGAGUACCGGACGACACACCUUCAAAGCCGCCAACCUUCGUUGUUCCUAUCAGACCAAAGCCUACGCCAACACCUAUUUAGAACGCUCCAGACGUGAGCAAAUCAAGUUUUUGAACUAGUCAAGUAUACUUAAUAUUAGUAUAAAAUAUAGAAAUGUCUCAUUGC
Molecule: messenger RNA, 1970 nt
Organism: Boeremia exigua
Lineage: Eukaryota; Fungi; Ascomycota; Dothideomycetes; Pleosporales; Didymellaceae
Exons: 4
Coding region: 138-1886 (582 amino acids)
Source: RefSeq, a predicted model, not a curated record